UGAUGUCAUUUGAUCUGGUUUUGCCUUCGAUCCUUUGUUAUUGCUAUUUUUCUUCACACUUCAUCAUUCUCCGAGAAUACCACCCACUUCUCUCAUCCUCCUAUUUAAUUUAAGACCCAAACUUCUGCCUGUCCUAAAAUAAGAAAGAGAAGCCACGAUCUGAGAAUUAUCAUUCUCAGAUUUUCUGGGUUUUCUGAUAUUUUGCCUGAGAAACUUGUCUGGGCGUAUAUGCCAACAUCAUCAGCCAGACAAGAGCUCUUGUAAAUUCAAAAUUUUCCUGGUACUGAAUAACAAAAGGAAAUGAGGCCGAGCAGGUUGGAGGAGCUCAAAUCUUCGAACUUGGUUGCAUUGCCGGAAAAAACCAACGGUUCAUUGGCUCGCUUCAUGCGCGCGGGCCUCAUUCUCUGCCUGAUCGCGUCAAUCUCACUCGCUCUCUGCUCCGCCUUCUCUCCCAAAUCUCACUGGUUUCCCAUCCUCGCCCUAAACCGAACCCGCACCACCAUCUUCGCCGCCGACAGCGGCGAGCCACCCACCAACCUCUCCCACAUCCUCUUCGGCCUAGGCAGCUCCGUCGCAAUGUGGCGCGACAGGAGCACCCUGGCCGAAACAUGGUGGGACCCGGACACGACACGAGGUUACGUUUGGCUCGACGCGAACCCUGAAUUAGUGAGUGACGUGUCAGGUCAUAUCCCUCACCGGGUGUCGGGAAACUGGACCCGGUUCAAGUACAGCCAUUCGCAGUCGGAGGUCCGGAUCGGUCGGAUUGUGGUGGACAGCUUUAACCUCCGGCUUCCGAACGUGAGGUGGUUCGUUAUGGGUGACGACGACACAGUGUUCUUCCCGGAAAACUUGGCCACCGUACUAGCACGUUAUGAUCACAACAAGAUGUACUAUAUUGGUGGCAACUCAGAGAGCGUUGAGCAGGACGUGAUGCAUGCCUACGACAUGGCGUUCGGCGGCGGCGGAUUCGCUAUCAGCUACCCCCUGGCGGCGAGGCUGGCGGAGCUGAUGGACGGCUGUUUGGAUAGGUACUACAACAUGUACGGCUCCGAUCAGAGGGUGUGGGCCUGCGUGAGCGAGACGGGUGUGCCACUGACGAAGCUAAGCGGGUUCCACCAGUUUGACAUCCGAGGUGAUCCUUAUGGUGUUUUAGCGGCACACCCAUUGGCACCACUAUUGUCCCUUCACCACAUCGACGCCUUGGAACCCAUUUUCCCUAACAAGAAGCGUCUAGACGCCGUCAAGUCCCUCGUCCAUGCAUACCGGGUCGACCCGCCUCGAAUCCUACAGCAAAGCAUCUGCUACGAUAGAAGCCGUAAUUGGACAGUGUCCAUUUCAUGGGGCUACACGCUUCAGCUCUUUCCCGCAAUGGUGUCGGCUCUUGAACUGAAAACGCCGUGGCAGACGUUCAAGACGUGGCGGAGCCAGACCGAUGGACCCUUCACGUUCAAUACCCGACGCAUGAGCUCCAACCCUUGUGAGAAGCCGAUCACUUAUUUCUUGGAGUAUGUUAAGGAUGACAGGAGAGGGAAUACUCUCACUACUUACAAGAGGUUUGUAGGUCAUGAAGAGAAAUGUAAUAGCACAGACUAUGCCAGUGCAAUGGCAACGCAGAGGAUCGUAGUUCUCUCGAAAAAGAUGGACCCUCAGUACUGGACAAAGGAACAAGCUCCGCGAAGACAAUGCAGCGAGAUUAAGAAUCGUGCAGGCUUACGGGGUGGAACGAUGCUGAUUAGAAUGAAGAGAUGUCGACUCUCGGAAUCUAUAACAAUUUAGAGGGUUGAUCAGAAUGGAGAGCUGGGUGAUUACAAUAACCCAAGGCUAGAGAGGUUUGUUUUUGGGAGAUUAGCACGUACGUACAUAUAUAUGCUUAUAGAUAUUAGCUAGCACCCAUAUGCUAUGGUUGCAAUUUUCUCUUCAAGUACUAUCACUA
Molecule: messenger RNA, 1933 nt
Organism: Argentina anserina (silverweed cinquefoil)
Lineage: Eukaryota; Viridiplantae; Streptophyta; Magnoliopsida; Rosales; Rosaceae
Exons: 3
Coding region: 301-1776 (491 amino acids)
Molecular function (GO): acetylglucosaminyltransferase activity
Source: RefSeq, a predicted model, not a curated record